CUACUAAUAGCAAUAGUAGCAGCAGUGCAGUCACUGUGAAGCAAGUCUGGGGGAUUCUCUUACUCAAUAUCCUCACGCGCGCCUAUUGCUUAUCUUUCAGCCGCCCCACUACGCCGUUGCCGCUUUCGAUUUUUUCGUGUUGCUCUUUCUGUUGUUUCCUUUCACCACUCUCUUCCUCUGACCCGUCUUCUCUCACCCCGUCUCUCUGCUAUCCAACGACAGAAUGGUCCUCCAAGGCGUCGCUCCUCCUGAACCCAUCGAGUCCAAGCAGGUCACCGACAAGUAUGACGCGGACCUGGAAGAAAACGACCUCAAGCCUGUCCAGCCCGUCGACAACCACUAUGUCGACCCCUUCGCUACCGACGAGGCCUCUGCGGUCAAGUACAAGUCGCUGAAGUGGUGGCAGUGUGGAAUGUUCAUGAUUGCGGAAUCUGUCUCGCUGGGUGUCCUCUCGUUGCCAGCCACUCUGGCUGCCAUUGGCUUGGUGCCCGCCAUCGUCAUCAUCGUCGGUCUCGGUAUCGUCGCGCUCUACACCGGUUACACCAUUGGCCAGUUCCGUACGCGUUACCCUCACAUCCACAACCUCGCGGAUGCUGGCGAGAUCAUCAUGGGUCGCUUUGGCCGUGAGCUGUUCGGCUUUGGUCAGCUGCUCUUCUCCAUCUUCAUCAUGGGGAGCCAUAUCGUCACGUUCACCACCAUGAUGAACACCAUCACCGACCACGGUACCUGCUCCAUCGUCUUUGGUAUCGUGGGUAUGAUCAUCUGCAUGGUUCUGUCCCUGCCCCGGACCAUCAAGAACAUGACCUACAUUUCCAUUGCGUCCUUUGUCAGCAUCUUCACCGCCGUCUUGAUCACCAUGAUCUCCGUCGGUGUCCAGUUCAAGGGCGGCGACAUCAACAUCACCACCGAGACCAACCUGUACCACUCGUUCACCGCCGUUACCAACAUCGUCUUCGCGUACUGCGCGCACGUCGCCUUCUUUGGUCUCAUUGCUGAGAUGGAGAAGCCCCAGGACUUUCCCAAGGCGCUCUGCAUGCUGCAAAUCUUCGAAAUUUGCUUGUAUGUGAUCGCUGCGGUCGUCAUUUACUACUUUGUCGGCAACGAUGUCGCUUCGCCUGCUUUGGGUUCCGCCGGUCCCGUCAUGAAGAAGGUCGCUUAUGGAAUUGCCAUUCCCACUAUUAUCGGUGCCGGUGUCGUCAACGGUCACGUCGGGUUGAAAUACCUCUAUGUUCGCAUCUGGCGCAAGAACCCUCAGCGCAUGGGCGGACGCGAUCUGGUCUCAGUCGGCUCCUGGGUAGCCAUUGGUUUGACUUGCUGGGUUAUCGCCUGGAUCAUCGCAGAGGGCAUCCCGAGUUUCAGCAACCUGUUGAGUUUGAUCAGUGCGCUGUUUGCCAGUUGGUUUAGUUUCGGUCUUGGUGGUGUGUACUGGUUGCACCUCAACUGGGGUCGGUACUUUUCUUCUCCCCGUAAGAUCGCCCUGACGAUCAUUAACGUUUUGAUUGUGGGAAUUGGCGCAACGAUAUGCGGACUCGGUCUGUAUGUGUCGGGCAAAGCCAUCCAUGACGACUCCUCCAAGGCCAGCUUUACAUGCGCCAACAAUGCUUAACCGUUUUCAGCAUUUAAGUUUCAUGUUCUUAAGCAUCGGUGUUUUGCGCAUAUAGAUUGGGGCAUGUUUUAGUGUCGUUUCGGUCACGACUGUACAUAGCUUAUGACCUGAUGUUCCAAAAUUUGAUGAUUUGACUUAACUUGCGAUACCGAGGGUAAUAUGACAUGUGAAACUCGCAAUGCAUGUCUCAAUUUCUGGAAUCCAGAGAUCCCAAACAGAGGAUGUCGGAAUAAGCCCCGGAAUUGGGCAGACCAAAAAACAGUCAACUCGCCCCGCAGAUCACCCUUUUCGACACGUGAAAAUGUAUUGAGUUUGAGCAAGAUUAUUUAUGCGUACCCUUUUCCCUGUGUGCGUGUGCGCGCGUGUUUUCAACAUAGUUGCGG
This is a messenger RNA of Aspergillus ruber CBS 135680, 1989 nucleotides long. RefSeq names its product putative amino acid transporter. The coding region runs from base 224 to 1606 and encodes 460 amino acids. Lineage: Eukaryota; Fungi; Ascomycota; Eurotiomycetes; Eurotiales; Aspergillaceae. Gene Ontology annotation, molecular function: amino acid transmembrane transporter activity. The record is from RefSeq and is a predicted model, not a curated record. The transcript has 5 exons. Gene Ontology annotation, biological process: amino acid transmembrane transport. Gene Ontology annotation, cellular component: vacuolar membrane.